UUUUUAAUAGUGAUGCAAAUCCCACGUGUUGUAGCGCUGUGAUCACAAAUGGCUUCUAAAGCACUAUAUUCGCAGAGAGAUCCUGUUCUGAAGAAGAGGGAUGACUUCGAAGACAUUUUGGAGGAACGCAGGAAUUCCAGUGACUUGAGAUAUGCGUUCAAGUGCUACACACCCGUGCUCUACAAGGGUCUUGUUCCAUGCAAACCUGCUAUGUUGAAGAACGUGGUCCUGCAGUCAGAUUCGCUGCAGCAUGUUAUUCGACAGGUUUCGGCGGAGUCAGGUGAGUCUGCAGAGAUGGUGCAAGAGGAGGCGGCGGCCAUCUUGGACGAGAUGGCUCACCGGCAGCAGCUCAGCACGGUGCGCUUCUUCGCCUUCACCCUCAGCAAGGCCUUCAAGAGCCUCUUCCGCAGCGUGUGUGUCAACGAGGAGGGCAUCCAAAGGCUUCAGCAGGCCAUACACGAGCACCCGGUGGUGCUUCUCCCCAGUCACCGCUCCUAUAUGGACUUCCUGAUGAUGUCAUACCUCCUGUACACAUAUGACCUCACGCUGCCCGUCAUAGCUGCAGGAAUGGAUUUCAUGAGCAUGAAGUUUGUUGGCGAGAUGCUUCGCAUGUCGGGGGCGUUUUUCAUCCGGCGAUCCUUUGGAGGAGACAAGCUCUACUGGGCCGUGUUCUCGGAGUACGUCAAAACAAUACUCAGGAAUGGUUAUUCUCCAAUCGAGUUCUUCCUGGAAGGCACCAGGAGCCGCACAUCUAAAUCGCUAACACCAAAGACAGGCUUGCUAAACAUCGUGAUGGAGCCCUUCCUGAAGGGGGAGGUAUUUGACGUGAGCCUGGUGCCCGUCAGCAUCAGCUACGAGAGGAUCCUGGAGGAGGCGCUCUACGCACGAGAGCUGCUUGGAGUCCCCAAGCCCAAGGAGUCCACCUCGGGUCUUUUGAAAGCGCGGAAGAUCUUCAGUGACGAUUACGGCAGCAUGCACAUUUAUUUUGGCCAGCCAGUGUCUGUGCGCAGCCUGGCUCAAGGGCGGAUUAACCGUUCCCAGUAUAACCUUGUGCCCAGGCAUAUUCCCAAGAGGCCGAGCAGUGACGCCCAGAGCUUGGUGACUGACGCGGCCUAUCAGCUGGUCCGCAGGCAGGAGGAGAACAUGGUGCUGAAGCCCUGGGUUCUCAUCGCCACCUUCCUCAUGCAGAACCUGGAGGGCGUGGAGCUCUCGCUGCUCGUGGAGCAGACGGUGUGGCUGAGGGACCUGGUGCGCUCCUUCGGGGCCUUCCUGGACUGGCCAGACCACAUGUCCAGUAUGAGGGUGGUAUCGAACAGCCUGUCCCUGCACAGUAACCUGGUGAGCGCCUGCGAUGGGCAGGUGCGCCUCCUAGUGGCGGGCGGGCAGGGCUGCGAGAGCCCCGAGGAGCAGCUGUUUGAGCAGGCGGUCAGCGCGCUCUCUUGCGCCUCCUACAGGAACCAGCUGCUGCACGUCCUACUGCGCCCUGCCCUGCUCGCAGCCGCCAUGCACUCAGCGGCCAGCCCUAGGAAAGAUGAGGUCUACAGCUGCUUCUGCUUCCUACGAGAUGUCUUCUCCAACGAGUUCAUCCUCUGUCCAGGGGAGGCCGUGCAGGACUUUGACGAGGCUUGCUACCUGCUGAUGAAGUGUGGAGCAGUGCAGAUGUCACAGCAGGGCGUCAUGCCAACGGAGAGCGGCCGUGCCACCCUGCACUUCCUGUGUGCCACACUUGAGCCCUUCCUGCAAGCAUACCAGGUGGUGUGUCGAUACCUUUGUGAAGAAGCCAAUGACAACCUGACGGAGAAGCAGUUCAUCCCUGCUGUUAGAACAUUUGCUGUCAAGCUCCACUUGGCAGGUAGCCUGAGGUGCUACGAGGCGCUGUCCUCAGACCUCCAGAAGAACGCCCUGGCUGCCCUGCAGAGACUCAAUGCUGUCAAGAAGGUCAAAACUGCUGAUCAGGUUGUCCUCAAAGUGAAUAAGCUUGCAGUGAACUCCUUGGAAGACACUUUAGGGGGUAAGAUUCCCACUCAGAAGCCCGUGCUGGCCCGGCUGUGAGGCACUCUCGGCUCUUCCCAGCGCUCCGAAGAAGGAGAGCAGAUGACUCCACUCCGGAAGCAAGUUGACUCCAUGCCUCUCAUUUGCAUAAUGCCAAAUGUUCCAGGACGGCAGCAUUAUUAUCUCCCCCCCCCAACUACAAAGACUUUGUUUGACGUGCGUGUGCGUGUGUGCGUGCGUGCGUGCGUGCAUGUUUUUUGUGUAUGUUUUGUGUGAGUGUGUUAGUAUGAGGAGAGAGAGAGAGAGAGAGAAUGUGUUUGUGUUUGGAUGAGUACAAGUGUGUGUUUUUGCAUUUUGGUUUAAAGAGGAACUAUUUUUGCCCCCCUUUUUUUAUCCAAGCUACUUUUUGUUCACGAUGAGUGAAAAAAGUUUUGUUUUCAUUUUUUUUACCGUUACUGUCCAGGAAUAUUUGUGAAAUAUUCGCCAAUGCUUGCCAAUGAUGGCUUAUCUCUAACUACAUAUAUUGUUUGAGGUGCUGCCACAUGCAUGGAGUUUUUGUCACAGUUUGACAACAAGGGAUGUACUAUUUUCUACUAACAAAUAGGAAGUGGGCUCUUUUCUUUUUUUGCACUCUGUAUUUAUUUGCUUGCCCUUUUAUUUCUUUGUCUUUGAAAACUGCUUUCUGUCUUUUACCCUAACCUCCUUAAUGCAUAGAGAAAUCAUGGAUAUCCUAUUUAAAAAAAAAAAAAAAUCAUAAUAAUAACGUUACUUGAAUUCUAUUUUCGAUACUUCAUGCUUGUUACAUUACUAAUAACAAACAUCCAAGGUCAGCAAAAAACUCCAAAACAAAACGAAAUCAUACGUCGUAUGUAUCAUGCCAACCUGGACUUAUGCCAAUUUUGUUACAGUGUAUGACACCUGAGGAAAUGUGCCGUAUGUUUACAUGUUUGUCUCUGUCGUUAAUUAAAGUAGGUAUUUCUGAUGAAAUGAAGACAGCAUAGCCAUAGUACAAUGUACAGUACAAAUAACACAUUGUCUACACGCUCGCAAAGGACAAAUUUGGUGUGAAUUCGAUUCAUAGCUCUGAUGUUUGAGAUCACAGUUCUGAGUUCUGUCUGUAGGAAUCUAGAAUGGGAGCAUUAGACCAAAUGGCAAAGUGGCAGCUAAACGCCGAAUUGGGGUGAGGGAAAAUGAAACUUCAAGUGAGUUCUAUGCCCCAUUCAAUUAGUGUUGGGUACAAGCUUUUUUGUUGAUGAUAUAGCAGAACAUGUCCUUGUUAUUUAUCUCUGACCUUGAAAAAGAGGGCCGUGGACUAAUGCACACCAAAAGUUGUUGUUGAAAUGAGUGUCGGAUGAAUCUUUGGCCAAAAAUUUGGGGAACUUUUCACAUGCUCCUUUGUAGUGACUCCGAUGUGUAAAAGAAGGGCUAUGACAAAAUUAUGAGCUUUGUUAUGGGUGUGGUGCAGUUUAGAAUCAGGAUGCAUUUUUUUGUAAUGUACACAUUGAGUCUCUGUUACACAUAUCCAAACCACUGUUUACCAAAUAUGAGGUAUAUAAUAAUGUAGACAUGCGGUCAAUCUCUUUAUCUCUUUUAUCUAAACCCCCGUCUUCGCCUUGUGGUUGUGGCCUUGUAGAAAACCAAAACAUUUCUGCGCUGUCAACCUAGGCACAACAACUUUGGACUUUUGCCCACUCAACAUCCUGAUUGCAAAGGGGAAAUGGCCGUUAAAGAGUGCUUUUGCAAGAUAUUGAAUAAAACUUCUACCAUGAA
Molecule: messenger RNA, 3762 nt
Organism: Engraulis encrasicolus (European anchovy)
Lineage: Eukaryota; Metazoa; Chordata; Actinopteri; Clupeiformes; Engraulidae
Gene: gnpat
Product: glyceronephosphate O-acyltransferase
Exons: 16
Coding region: 49-2052 (667 amino acids)
Biological process (GO): ether lipid biosynthetic process; phospholipid biosynthetic process; triglyceride biosynthetic process
Cellular component (GO): mitochondrial membrane; peroxisomal membrane
Molecular function (GO): glycerol-3-phosphate O-acyltransferase activity; glycerone-phosphate O-acyltransferase activity
Source: RefSeq, a predicted model, not a curated record